Molecule: messenger RNA, 3288 nt
Organism: Aspergillus brunneoviolaceus CBS 621.78
Lineage: Eukaryota; Fungi; Ascomycota; Eurotiomycetes; Eurotiales; Aspergillaceae
Product: Aldedh-domain-containing protein
Exons: 7
Coding region: 1-3288 (1095 amino acids)
Biological process (GO): base-excision repair
Molecular function (GO): aldehyde dehydrogenase (NAD+) activity
Source: RefSeq, a predicted model, not a curated record
AUGGUCCGCAUAACCCGCUCCACCACUGCGCGCCAGGCAGCAUUAGCCGCCUCUCAAGCGCAAUCCAGCAACUCUACAUCAUCCCAAGUCCCGAGCGUCCGCCUUUCCACGACUUCCCCCAGCCAAGGACGAAAUCGGUCGCAACGCAACAGUCCCCUCCAGGUCAAGACCGAGGAUGCCAUCCUGGAACCCGCUCCCAAGCGGCGCAAGAGGAACAACGCCACUACUCCCCCACAAAACAAGGACCUCAACGACCUCCCUCACAACCUCGGCGCGGUGAUAUCCCCCACAACCCCGGCCAACUCUCGCAUCAAGAAGGAAGAAGAAGCAAUCAACAAUCUCGCAAAAGACCUCCAAACCACCGUCGACAAAGCCACAUCGCACAAUGAUGACGACCUCCCCUUCCCCAACUGGCCCCACCCGACGCCCGACGAAUGCGAAGAAGUCGACCGGCUUCUGUCGUCGAUCCACGGCCGGAUCGUGGCCCCCGCGACCAUCCCGGAGCCCUCGCUGACCGUGACGGGGUGCGGCGAGGUGCCGUCCGUGCUGGACGCGCUGAUCCGGACGCUGCUGAGCGGGGCCACGACGGGGAACAACUCGGCCAUGGCGUUCAACGGGCUGGUGCAGCGGUUCGGGAUCCUGCGCGAGGGGAUCGGCAAGGGGAGCGUGGAUUGGGAUGCGGUGCGGCGGGCGCCGGUGCGGGAGGUCUUUGAGGCGAUCAAGCGCGGCGGGUUGGCGGAUGUGAAGAGUAAGAAGAUCAAGGCGAUUCUCGACAUGGUGUAUGAGGAGAAUAAGGCGCGCCGGGAUUUGUUGGGGGUGUUGAAUAACCAGUCCGAGGGUCACAAGAACUACGAGAUUGCGUGCGCGGACCAGAACUUCCUGAAUCUGAACCACCUGCACACGCUGAGCACGGAGCGGGCGAUGACGGAGCUGGUCAAGUAUCCCGGCAUCGGGCCUAAGACGGCGGGCUGCGUGCUGCUGUUCUGUCUGCAGCGGCCCUGCUUCGCGGUCGAUACGCAUAUCUUCCGCAUCUGCAAGUGGCUGGGCUGGGUGCCGCCGAGCAAGGUGACCGAGGUGACGGCGUUUGGUCAUCUGGAGGUGCGCAUCCCGGACCAUCUGAAGUAUUCGCUGCAUCAGUUGCUCAUCCGCCAUGGGAAGUCUUGCCCGCGAUGUCGGGCUAUCACGGGACAGUCUUCUGCGCGGUGGGAGGAGGGCUGUGUCAUCGAUCACCUGGUGAAGAGGACUGGGAAGAGAAAAGCAGGGCACGCCCGGUGGCCCGUGCGCCCGCGUAUCGGAGGGAGCGAUAAACAAUCGAACCACCCGGACUCUUUCCCUUUUAGAAAAAAAAGUGUCUGGCACAACCCAACAGCGCCAGUUCACUCGUUGAAAUCUCAACUCAAUAUGGACACGCUGGCCCAAUUCGUCCCGCCGGCUUUCCAGCCCAUCGUGGAACAUCUCCAGAUCCAAGGCCCGUUGUUGGGCGUCGCGUUGCUGUCGCUCGGCGCGGUGUAUCUGGGUUACGUCUACGUUCUGAGCCAGAGGGAGGCUGCCGUCACGUUCAAUGUGCCCAUUCCUGCGGAGAUUAGAGCCAAUUGGGAAGGGAAGAAAUGGGAUCAGCUUGAUGGAGAAGCGAAGAGGGUGGUUGAGGGGCAGGUUCGAGGGCAAUGGAACGACAACCUGAUUAUGAGCUACUGUCCCGCUGAUGGAAGAGUUCUCGGCUCUGGAAUCAAACCUGCGACCCCGGAAGACGUCGAUCAAGCGAUUAAGGCGGCAGCAAAAGCACAGGCAGAAUGGUCCAAGACUAGCUUCGCGGAGAGGAGGAAGGUUCUACGGACUUUGCUGAAAUACGUUCUCGACCACCAAGACGAACUCGUUACCGCCUGCUGCCUAGACUCUGGAAAGACCAAGGUGGACGCUUCCUUCGGAGAAAUCCUGGUGACCACUGAGAAGCUUAAAUGGACCCUCGACCACGGUGAAAAGGCUCUGACGCCGGAAUCGCGCCCUACGAACUUCCUCAUGAUGUACAAGAAGAACAUGGUCACCUACGAACCUCUGGGCGUGGUCUCGGCCUGCGUUUCCUGGAACUACCCCUUCCACAACUUCAUCUCGCCCGUAAUCAGCGCUAUCUUCGCAGGAAACGGCAUCGUGGUGAAGCCGUCCGAGCAGACGGCCUGGUGCACGACUUUCUUCCUGGAGGUCAUCCGCGGCGCCCUGACCAGCUGCGGCCACCCUCGCGAGCUGGUCCAGAGCGUCGUCUGCCUUCCGCGUGUGGGCGACUACUUGACCUCCCACCCAGGCAUCUCCCUGCUCACCUUCAUCGGCUCCCGCCCCGUGGCGCACAAAGUCUGCGCAUCCGCCGCCAAAGCCCUGACGCCUGUCACCGUGGAGUUGGGCGGCAAGGACCCGUCGCUCAUCCUGGACGACUCGCGCACCGUGCAUGAACUACCGGCCAUCGCUUCAAUCCUCAUGCGGGGUGUCUUCCAGUCCGCGGGACAGAACUGCAUCGGCAUCGAACGCAUCGUCGCCCUCCCCGGCGCCUACGACCGGCUUCUGGACAUCGUCUCCGCGCGCAUCGCCAAACUCCGCCUGGGCUCCGUCCUGUUGUCACCCCAGGGCGCCCCUGAUGUGGGCGCCAUGAUCUCCCCGGCCUCUUUCGAUCGACUGGAAUCCCUGAUCCACGACGCCGUCAAGCAGGGCGCCCGCCUGGUUUGCGGCGGGAAGCGGUUCUCCCACCCUGAGCACCCCCUCGGCCACUACUUCACCCCCACGCUGCUCGCGGACGUCACACCGGAGAUGCGCAUCGCGCAAGAGGAGCUCUUUGCGCCGGUCUUCGUGCUGAUGCGCGCCAGCUCGGUGCCGCAUGCUAUUGAGAUCGCCAACUCGACUGAGUACGGCCUGGGUGCUAGCGUCUUCGGCUACGACCCGCGGGACACCGCCCGGUGCAUCAAGGAGAUUCGGUCCGGGAUGGUCUCGGUCAAUGACUUCGGGAGCUACUACGCGGUGCAAUUGCCGUUCGGCGGCGUCAAGGGCUCCGGGUACGGCCGGUUCGCGGGCGAGGAGGGCCUCCGCGGCGUGAGUAACCUCAAGGCCGUGUGCGUGGAUCGGUUCCCGAAGUUGAUGGCGACGAGAAUCCCGCCGCGGGUGGACUAUCCGAUCAAUAAAGGGGAAGGUGCACGGGAGAAUGGUACGGGGGCGUGGGAAAUGUGUAAGGGCGUGGUGGAGACGGGAUAUCAGAUUACGUUGGCGGGCAGAGUGAGGGGCAUCCUGCGGUUGUUAGGGAAUAUGUAG